This is a messenger RNA of Bufo gargarizans (Asiatic toad), 1831 nucleotides long. It is a transcript of the gene CD40, whose product is annotated as CD40 molecule. The transcript has 9 exons. Bases 265 to 1095 code for a protein of 276 amino acids. Gene Ontology annotation, biological process: positive regulation of B cell proliferation; positive regulation of isotype switching to IgG isotypes; positive regulation of interleukin-12 production. NCBI's taxonomy places the organism in Eukaryota, Metazoa, Chordata, Amphibia, Anura, Bufonidae. Gene Ontology annotation, cellular component: external side of plasma membrane; CD40 receptor complex. Gene Ontology annotation, molecular function: protein binding; antigen binding. The record is from RefSeq and is a predicted model, not a curated record.
GCGGGUCUUACUAUCGAGAACACAUAACAAGUCACUUGUCUGCUGUCUACCCUGGUCUUUGCAGUUGGUGAUCUACCUGGAUCCACUUACUGAACCUCUUAAGCUUUCCUUUCGGGGUUAUCUUCUUCACAAUCUUCAUGCGAUGCUGUGUUUUUGAUAUUUUCCCAGAGGACCUUGAGAUCCUGUGUGUCUACCACUGCCUCUUUGUUGCUCCUGGGGACAUCCUAUUGAUAUUGCCGUCCUUUGAAAUUCUGUGGCCUUGCAAUGUACCCUUGGAUUAUAUUGUUGAUUCUGUGUAGCCGCUAUUGCCAGUGCUCAGAAUUGCUGUGUGAUGUGACCGAAUAUGAGAAAGACGGUCGAUGUUGUUCUUUAUGUAGGCCAGGAAAGUGGUUGUUGAGAGACUGCACAAAGCAAAAUGACACCGUGUGCAUCACCUGUUCUGCCGGCGAAUACCAGGAUAAAUACCACAGAGAAACUAGCUGUUUGCUGCACAAAGAAUGCAAUGAACAGCUUGGAUUUGAGAAGAUAAGCGAAGGAAACCUAACCACAAAUGCAAACUGCAGAUGUCAAGUAGGAAAGCACUGCUCGAGUGCAGCCUGCGAAACAUGUGUGUUGAACAAAGUGUGUGGUCCAGGAGAAGGAGUUGUGCAAAGAGCUACUAGUGUUUCUGACACCAAAUGCUCACCAUGCAAUGUGGGGACAUAUUCUGAUACAGAAUCAGAGAUUGAGCCAUGUAAAGACUGGAGCAAGUGUGGUGAAGAAGAGGUGACAAUACAGCCAGGAACUCCUACUACUGAUCUUAAGUGUGGACCUAGGCCACCAACUAAUCAGUCUAAUGCUUGGAUCUAUAUCGUGGUCUUUGUGGGAGUCUUUGUAGCAAUCGUGUUGCCUGUCGUAAUCUUUGUGAGGAAAUCAAAACUUAGGAAGAAAAUUAGAAAGGAUCCACCUGAGGAGCACAAUCCACAGCAGCUUAUCAAACCUAAAGAAGACAACCUUCCUGAAGAAGAUCAGGAUGAUCAGGAUAUUACAAUGCAAGGAUUGCCGGUGGCCCAGGAGCAGGGGAAGGACUACCAUAUGUCUCAGGAGGAAGUCUGAGAGAACGAUGCAUUUCAACAUCAGCAUAGCCACAGAAUCAGACAUCUUAGAUGGGCAACAGUCUUUUAAAGACUAUUAAACUGGAUUUAAACAAAACUAGUGUACAUUCAGAUGUUUCGCAUCACAUCACUUGAAGCCUGACUUUCAGUAACCCAAAGAUUUUCUUUGCAUUGUGCUUUUAAUAUAAAUGGAAAAAUGACUACGUUUUAUGAAAUUGUAGUUCAGGUUUCAGAAAUGUUAUUUUUUUUUUAUAUUUUAAUUUAUUUAUUAAGAUUUGUGUUCUUUUUUACCUUUUGAAAACGUACCCAGUGACACGGAAACAUAUAAUAAUGACAUUGAUAAUGCAUUACAGACAAUACACAGUGUGCUGUCCGCAUUUCCGGAGCGCGCCCCCGAUCUUCCGGUCCGCGGCUCCAGAAAAAAAUAGAACAUGUCCUAUUCGGACAAGAAUAGAUAGUUCUAUGGGGGUGCCGGCCGGAUGAAUUGCAGAUCCGCAAUACACUAUGGACGUGUGAAUGGACCCCAAACCUAGAAAUAAAUCACACAAGUAGGCUCAGCUCUCUCUGCAACUGUCACGCCCUCUCCACUUGAUUGACAAGAACAGGCAGUAAAAACAUCAAUUCAUCAUACCUGGCCCUGUCAAUCAGUGCACCGAAAAAAAAAAAACUAAAAAAACACAGAAUGCACAGGGAAGCUAUUCAUUUUUCAAGCAUCCGCUAAUUUGGUUAUGGGUGUG